Molecule: messenger RNA, 2899 nt
Organism: Tricharina praecox
Lineage: Eukaryota; Fungi; Ascomycota; Pezizomycetes; Pezizales; Pyronemataceae
Exons: 6
Coding region: 303-2768 (821 amino acids)
Biological process (GO): intracellular calcium ion homeostasis; calcium ion transmembrane transport
Cellular component (GO): membrane
Molecular function (GO): calcium ion binding; calcium channel activity
Source: RefSeq, a predicted model, not a curated record
UCCGUUCUUUCGCAUCAGUUGUGAACCCACACUCUUUCUUUCUACCUCUGUUGCUCGUUUCCGGGUUUCCUAGUCUCGACUUGACGUUUCUUCCUCGUGGUUAUGUGGUGGUGAUACAUAAAUAGACCUCAGCUCCACCCCGUCCUACAUACAUCAAUCGACAAUAUCACAGUCUUUACUACACAAACCCAUACCACACAUACCAUCCACAAACAUACUACCACCGCGGGCCGGCCAGUUCAACAACAAUCCAACCCCAUCGACAGACAUUCACCACCCAACUCAAUUGACCGACCCAUACAAUGGUCCAAUCUCCUACCUCCCCCAAGCACGAGGGCUUCCUCCCUCUUCACGGUCUCAGCCCCCAUCCCAGCACCCGGCAGCAGCAAUCCAGAAUGGACGAGCACGUAGUCAACAUCCCACUCACUCCGAUCCGCACCAACGCCAGCACUGGCGCUCGCCGAGCAGGGCAGACCAUGCCGGAUGUACAGCUCGAGGAGCCAAUUGCUGCCGCUGCUCCCGCGUUCCGUGGGCGGCGCCGGAUGCACACCGACGACAACUCUUUCACCGAGGAGGAGGGUGCCCUCACUACCAUGGGAAAAGUGUAUGGUAGGAUCUUACACUUCUCUAUUGUGACGAGGUAUAUGCUCUACAUUCUGCCGUUGAGUCUGUGCUUCCUCGUGCCGAUUCUGGUCGGCGUUUAUGCUGCUCCGAAGGCUUCUGUUGGCGGUGUUAGGAUGGUGUGGUUUUUCGUUUGGCUGGAGAUUGUCUGGUGCUCCCUCUGGGUGUCAAAGCUAUUCGCCAAGGCUCUUCCAAAGAUCUUCCAGACGCUCGUCGGAGUCAUCAGUUCCGGUGUCAAGAAAUACUCCCUCGUGCUGAAGGCACUGGAGCUUCCUCUCUCCUUCGUCGGUUGGGCGGUCGCCAGUCUGUGCUCCUUCCUCCCACUGAUGACCAAAGUCCGCAUCGAAAAGCCAUGGCAGACGGUGAUGAACAAAGUUCUCAUCUCCUGCCUGGUGUCCAGUCUCCUCUGGCUGGCCGAAAAACUCCUGAUCCAGAUCGUGUCCGUCGACUACCACCGCCGACAGUUCGCCCAGCGCAUCAAGACCAACAAGGAAAAGGUCAAGUUCCUGUCACAGCUGUACGAAGUCUCGAGGAACAUCUUUCCCGAAUACGGCGAGUUUGCCGAGGAGGACUACAUAAUCCGUGGUGCCUUGAGUAUUCCGGGGUAUAAGAAGUCGAGUGGUGCAGCAACGCCGAUGCGGAAUAUCCUUGGAGGCGUCAAUAUGGUCCAGGGUAAGGUCGCCAGCGUCUUUGGGAAUAUGGCGCAGGAAGUCACCGGCCAGAAGAAUGCGUUCAAUCCAGCUUCGGCGUAUGCUGUCACUGCUGGUGCUCUCCUCGGUAAGAAGUCUUCCGAGGCACUGGCAAGGCGCAUCUGGAUGUCGUUUGUUCCUGAGGAUCACUCGGCAAUGACACUGGCCGACCUGAAGGAAGUGAUGGGGCCAGAGCUUGAGAUCCAGGCGCAGGAGUGUUUUUACUCGCUGGACGGGGAUAACAAUGGAGACGUCUCUCUCGAAGAGAUGAUCCAGCACACGACUCAGCUCCGCACCGAGCGCCGACACGUUGCGAAGAGCAUGCAGGAUGUUGAUAAUGCAAUCAGUGCCUUGGACAAUGUCCUUUCCUUCAUCGUUUUUGUCAUCAUGAUUCUGGUCUUUGUCGUUGCGCAACAGUCCAGUGUUGGCACUACGAUCGCAGGAGCUGGUACUGUGCUCAUCAGCAUGUCUUUCGUCUUUGCGAUCACGGCCCAGGAGAUCUUGGGAUCUUGCAUCUUCCUCUUCGUCAAACGUGAGUUCAUAUUCCGGCAAUGCAAAGAGAAUGCCAUGCUGACUUCAACAGACCCCUAUGACGUUGGUGAUAGAGUGGAUAUUGACGACAAGAAAUACGUCGUCGAGCACAUCUCGCUGUUGUUCACCGUGUUCAAGAGAGUCGACAAUAUCAAGACGACCCAGAUCCCCAACAACGUGCUGAACACCAAGAUCGUCGAGAACAUCACACGGUCCAAGUUCAUUCAGGAGCAGCUGAUGAUUCCCGUGCACUUCGAUACCUCGGUAGAAGACAUCGAGACGCUCAAGAUGGAGUUGAUGCUCUUUGUCCGCGAAAACAGCCGUGACUUCCAGCCCGAGAUUGAAGUCGAAGUCGCCGGAAUCAACGACCUGGAUAAGCUCACGCUACGGAUCGAACUGCGCUUCCGCGAGACCAUCACUGAAGCCCUCGCUCUCCAGCGACGGAACAAGUUCAUCCUUGCAUUGGUGGCGAUCCUCAAGAAGAUCCCCAUCUAUGCUCCUGGUGGAGGUGACCCUGCCCUCGGUGAAGUCGGCAAGCCGAUGUACACCGUCGCGAUCCCGGAUGAGCUCGCGCAAUCAAAUAUGCAAAAGGCGGUCGACGACAAGCUCGCCAAGCGCUGGGACCACCAGUCCUCGCGCUCACCCGCCCCGAGCGUCCACGAGAACACCAACACGGGCGGUUUGAACUUUGACUUCGCAACCGACCACCACAGCCGCUCCCAGUUCCCCGAUACUCACAGCAGGCCGCCUUCCAGCGGGGAUGACGCGCGGACUCUUGCUCGCACCAAUAGCGAGAGCAGCCGUCGUCAUGAGGACCUCGAGGAGGUGAGGGGGCUCCUGAAUAGAGAGCCUACCAGGGGACGUAGGAGACCUGCGCAGUAUGCCCCGCCGGCGCAGUCGGGAUAUCAGUACCCGCAUCAUAUCUAGGCAGGACCGGAUGGCAAAAUGACAUUUGGGAGGCGUAUUUGUCUGUACAGAUCAUUACCGUAGACUACAACAUUGGUUCCAACCAAUUCAAAUCAAGCUAUAUCGUGACUUCUACCGUCUAUAGUCAAUCC